GUUUUCUUUGAUUUAUUUGAUUUAUUUAUUUGUACUUACUUACAAUGGGAUCGUUUGCAUAACGUUAGACGAUUUUAUUUUAUUUUUUCGUUCAAUAGAUUAAUGUGAUUCUCAUACUAGUGUAUAUUAUUGUGAUGAAUAAAUUUGUACGUCAGUAAUUGGAUGAUUUACUUUGAUGAUGUAACUUGAAUAAUUACUUUAUUAAUAAUUUAUUCUAAUCAAAGAAAAUAAUAAUUAUAAAGAUGUAUAUGUAUUUUUUUUUUUAUUACAAAAUUGUAUAAGGUUUACGUUUGAAGUCAACAAGAAAAAAAAAAAAUAAGUUUCUUAUACUCACACCACUCUCUUUUUUAAUAAUAAAUGAUACUCGUAUGGAUUUUUCAUCGUCGUAUAAUAAACAUCCUGUCAUAAUGUUGUUUUUACUAUUCACAUGAAUUUCGUAAUUUAAUUCAAGAUGUAAUGGGUAUAAAACCAACAGCACCUCAAUUUUACCAUCAGUUUAUUUUAGUUAUAUGGAUAAACAACAACAACUCCUCUUCUAAAUAAAAAAAAAUAUUUUUUUUUAAUUUUUAACUUAACAAAGAAAAUCAAUAUUAAAAAUUGAAAAAAAAAUAUGGCAAAUUUCAUUAUUUUGUGUCUUGUCGUUGUGAUGGUGUAUAAUUGUGGAUCAAUACCAACUCACCCAAUUCACUCACAAAAUCCUCAUUUAAAUGGAGUUCAUCAUGGACAUGGAGCUGUGAGCUAUCAAAAUGUUCAAGUACAACAUCAUCAUUCUGUACCAAUACCCAAUAAUCUUCAGGUUGAUGAUGGAGAAACUUUUAAUCAUAUUGAACAUGAUGUUUUAAUUACAAAAGAUUCAUAUGGUGAAAAUGAUUUUGAUCAUAUUAAUAUUCAUGAUCCAGAACAUUAUGAAAGUUAUGAUCAUCAAGUGGAGUAUGAGUAUCACUAAAAAUAAAUACAUUUUUUAUUUAAAUUAUUUUUUUUACUCUACUCAGGGGAUAUAAAUUUACUCAAUUGUAUAAUAAAAAAUAAAUUAAAUGAAUAAAAUAUAUUCUAAUUAAAGCAUUCAAGAGAGAUACCUACUCUCAUUAAUUUUUUUUAUUAUAUAUAUUUCUCUUUUUUUUUCAGCAAUAAACAAGAUAAUUUUAAAAUAAUAUAUCAUCAUUGUUAUAUAAUUUUCUAAAUUCAAUUUUUUUUUUUUGUUUUGAUGUACAAUGCUUGUCACUCGCAGCUUUGAUCAUUAAUUGACAAUGAUCAUACAAUAUU
Molecule: messenger RNA, 1263 nt
Organism: Aphidius gifuensis
Lineage: Eukaryota; Metazoa; Arthropoda; Insecta; Hymenoptera; Braconidae
Exons: 3
Coding region: 611-946 (111 amino acids)
Source: RefSeq, a predicted model, not a curated record